Molecule: messenger RNA, 4063 nt
Organism: Rhinolophus ferrumequinum (greater horseshoe bat)
Lineage: Eukaryota; Metazoa; Chordata; Mammalia; Chiroptera; Rhinolophidae
Gene: SIX1
Product: SIX homeobox 1
Exons: 2
Coding region: 318-1172 (284 amino acids)
Biological process (GO): regulation of transcription by RNA polymerase II
Cellular component (GO): transcription regulator complex; nucleus
Molecular function (GO): RNA polymerase II cis-regulatory region sequence-specific DNA binding; DNA-binding transcription factor activity, RNA polymerase II-specific
Source: RefSeq, a predicted model, not a curated record
UAAGGCAGCUGCGGAGAGAACAGAAACCAAGUUCCCCGGCAACGAGCAGCAUCCACCCGGCGGGAGGCUGGAGCCAGCGAGGCCCGAAAGGCUGCGGAGUGAGCCGGCUGCUCUGUGUCCUGCGUGUGCCCCAGUACUCCUCCUCUUCUUCCUGGGCCGUCCAUCCCCAAAUCUCGAGUUGCUUUUUCGACUAGGGAAAGCCUAGGGAGGGGGUUAGGAGCAGCCGCGCCCCCCUCCCCGCUGCCGCCGCCCCUUGCUUUUUCGGCUCUGCUCCCUGCCGCGUGCGUCCGGGCAGUGCGCCUCGGCAGGCCCCAGCCAUGUCGAUGCUGCCGUCGUUCGGCUUUACGCAAGAGCAAGUGGCAUGUGUGUGCGAGGUUCUGCAGCAAGGCGGGAACCUGGAGCGCCUAGGCAGGUUCCUAUGGUCGCUGCCCGCCUGCGACCACCUGCACAAGAACGAGAGCGUGCUCAAGGCCAAGGCCGUGGUCGCCUUCCACCGCGGCAACUUCCGCGAACUCUACAAGAUCCUGGAGAGCCACCAGUUUUCGCCUCACAACCACCCAAAGCUUCAGCAACUGUGGCUGAAGGCUCACUACGUGGAGGCCGAAAAGCUGCGCGGCCGGCCCCUGGGUGCGGUGGGCAAAUAUCGGGUGCGCCGAAAAUUCCCGCUGCCGCGCACUAUCUGGGACGGCGAAGAGACCAGCUACUGCUUCAAGGAGAAGUCGCGGGGCGUGCUGCGGGAGUGGUACGCGCAUAACCCUUAUCCCUCGCCGCGUGAGAAGCGGGAGCUGGCCGAGGCCACCGGCCUCACCACCACCCAAGUCAGCAAUUGGUUUAAGAACCGGAGGCAAAGAGACCGAGCUGCCGAGGCCAAGGAAAGGGAGAACACUGAAAACAAUAACUCCUCCUCCAACAAGCAGAAUCAACUCUCACCUCUGGAAGGGGGCAAGCCGCUCAUGUCCAGCUCAGAAGAAGAAUUCUCACCUCCCCAAAGCCCAGACCAGAACUCGGUCCUUCUGCUGCAGGGCAAUAUGGGUCACGCCAGGAGCUCAAACUAUUCUCUCCCUGGCUUAACGGCCUCGCAGCCCAGCCAUGGCCUGCAAGCCCACCAGCAUCAGCUCCAGGACUCCUUGCUGGGCCCACUCACCUCCAGUCUGGUGGACUUGGGGUCUUAAGUGGGGAGGGACUGGGGCUUUGAAGCAGCAACUAGAGACACUUGUAAAUAGAAAUCAGGAACAUUUUUGCAGCUUGUUUCUGGGGUUCUUUGCGCAUAAAGGAACGGUGGACUUUCACAAAUCUCUUUAUAAAAUUCAAAACCAACAGCGAUUUCAAGCUUAGUCACCUUCUUCUCUCUGACUCUUUCCACUUUUGCAUUUCCCCUCCCAGUGCAGAGAUAAGGAAAAAAGAACAACAACAAAAAAAAAACCCAAACAAACAAAAACACCCAGUCACCCAGUCUUGGUUUUGGGCAACCCAUGUGCCUGCUUCAGUAGCCUUUUGUUUUAUUUUUCCAAUGAAUGGGAAUUACAAAUCAACUGGAUUUUAAUUAUUUCUUUUUAAUUUAUUUAUGGAAAAAUCUUUUGGGAAGGGGAAAAGGAAAAUAGAGAGAGAGAGAGAGCAAAAUAGUGAAAAUAAGAGCCUCCAGCCUGGGAGGAAAUGGUUGCAUUCUUAAGGUGAAUAGGAAAAAUACAAUCUUAUAACUUUUUUUUGAAGGGGAAAAUUAAGUUUACAUUUUUUCAUAUUUAGUGUUAAACAACUUUAUGUAGGUUAAAAUAAAAGAACAGUAUUAGGGGGAAAACAAGUGCCUAAAUGUCUUAAUGCGCUCUCUGUGAGGCAGUUAGAGAUAGAAUUGACCAUUAGUAAUACAACUAUUUUUGUCAAAUUUAGUGGGGUUUUUUGGUUGUUGUUUGUUUUCUUGGGUUUUUUUAUGGCAAACUUUUAAAAUGUACCAAUGUGAAGAAACACUUUCCUGAAUGCUAUUUCUUCUCACGCCCUCGAAGCUUUCAUAUCUGUACCCUACUCCUGUUGAGGGUUUCUCCUGUUCCCAGUUUCUAGCUUGCAAAACAUUUGCGACAAAUCUGGCAACCUGGUAUUUGUUACUAAAACAGCAUGUGUUUUCAGGUUUCUUUUCUAUUGUACCUAAACCAGUCUAAAUUAAAACUUAGUAGAACACCAGGAGUACGAUUCUGUUUCUGAAAGAUGAGUUGUGUAUUGCUGUCAUUGGGCCCUAUUUUUUUUCUUUUUAAUGAAUAGUUUUGUUGGUUUCCUACUUAAUGGUGGUUAUGAAUUGCAGGGUACUUUGAAGGCCAUCACCUGAACCAAGAAUGGUGACUGAGUUAAUUAUAUGACAGAAAAAAAAGUAGCUUUGGGAUAUUUAUUUAUUUUUUUUGUUAUUUAGAUAAUGCAGUUUUGUUUACCACUAGCUCUUCUCCACAGCAUUCAUAUGUUAAGCCAGUUCUUUUGUAUUAACAAGUUUGACAAGACUGUGAAAGUAAAAUGAUUUAUCUGCUUAGAAAAAAAAAAAGGGAGGAAACUUGAAUGAGGAUAGCAACUUUGUGAAUUAACCUGUACAAAUAGAAAGCAGACCAACAGGAUAGGAGCUCUUUGCAGUGCUGCCGGGUAGUUCAGAAAAAUCCCAGUAAUCAAGUAGGCUCCAUAUUAUUUUUGCCUGGGGCAAAAAUGAUGUAUCUUUGUAUUUAGCUUUUAAAAUUAGUGAAACAAAUGGCAUUAUUUAUUAAAAUUCUACUCAGGAUAACAGGAUUGGCUUGCUUGUGCUUUGUAAAAUAUUGUUCCCCAGAGGGAGUCUAUUUAUUUUCUGACAUGACAGUUUCAUAAUUUUGUUUUUUCCCUAUCCGUAUUACCAUUAAUAUAAUAAUUUCUUUUUUCUUACUUUUUCCUAUCUUUCCUGUCCUGAUCUAAGAGACUGAGUUGGGAGGGGGCGAGUUAAGGCCUUAUUAUUAUGAGAUUGGGUUUUUUUUUUUUUUUAGUGUCAAAUGGAUUUGACUGAGUUCAAGGGAGAAGGGGUCACUGUACUUAACUGUAGUCACUUUUACUUAUAAAGUAAUUUUUCCCCUCAGUGAUGGACAGAUGUGCACACAGCCACUCCGAGACCAUCAUUUGGAUUGGGAGCUCAGGGUCCCAGUCUCCCUUGUUAGUGUUUUGGAUCAUUAAGUUGGUGUUUAUUUAAGUCACUAGGGUGUUUAUUCUCCACGUCUUGGGCCAUGGAGAAAUGCCACCCUCUGCAGGAGGGGCUCUCACAGGGGAUCUCCUCACAUUCUUCACAUUCACUCCCCAAAACAAACACCUUGCACAAAGAUAGCUUUCAAUGACCCUGACAGGCUUCAAAGGACACCGCGGAAAUCUCCCUGGAAAAUAAGGAAGGGCCAAUUACUUUAAUUUCUUACAUGCCCUCUCUUCCUACUCCGAUGACUACCCCCCACUCUUCCAGCUCUGCUUAGUAUAAUUUUAGGGUCGUGGAAGUUCUGUCUCCUUGGGCACCCGAGCCCACUUCCUGCUCCCUUGCUUGGUGAAUCUUGGAAAUGUCUGCAGAUCUGGUGAGGAGCAGAGCGGGCCGGUCCUGUAAAAGCCCCUGUGAUUACUGCUUGUAAACUCGUUAAAAGGACAACUUUCUGUCACAGUCAUAAACUCUUUGUAAAAUCCCUGGCACUCGAUCCAGAGCGCGCAUAUUCCAGAUGUGUUUAAUAAGAAAUUGCACAAUACGCCUCCCUCCGUCACCCUCGGCUCAGUCUGGCUAAACCAGGGAGAAGCAGGAGGAGGACAGAAAGCUGGAUAUUGCUUUGGGUUUUCUUGGCAAUCAUUUUAGAGAGAUCAUUAGGGGGAACUAACCAUAUAUAUAUAUUUUUUUCCCCUGGAGGAAAUCUUGGAGGACCAGCUAUUAAGGGACCUCCAAUUUACCUUCUCGGGUCGCAGUUUAACUGAAUCAAAAGCCAUUUUUCCUUUCUCCUCUACAGAUUUCAUAACGAUAGCCAAAAGUAAUGAACAACUGCUUAUAAAUAAAGUGUUUUUAGGAUGAAACCUUACAGUAUUUUGCCAAGUAAGAUGAAAA